CGAUUAGCGCACGCGCAUUUCUGGCCAGUAUUGAUACCGGCGAAAGAAAAUGGCGGUCGAGACUUCAGAGCAGAUGGACCUGGAUGAGGGCAAGGGUGGGACAGGGUUGCGUCAGUAUUACUUGUCCAAGAUUGAGGAGCUGCAGUUGAUAGUCAAUGAUAAGAGUCAGAAUCUCAGGCGUCUGCAGGCUCAGAGGAAUGAACUUAAUGCCAAAGUACGCCUGCUUCGUGAGGAAUUGCAGCUCCUGCAGGAACAGGGUUCCUAUGUGGGUGAAGUGGUGAGGGCUAUGGACAAAAAAAAGGUGCUAGUCAAGGUUCACCCAGAAGGCAAGUUUGUGGUUGAUGUGGAUAAAAACAUAGAUAUCAAUGAUGUGACACCAAACUGUCGUGUUGCUCUGAGGAAUGAUAGCUACACACUGCAUAAGAUACUACCAAACAAAGUGGAUCCCCUGGUUUCAUUGAUGAUGGUGGAGAAAGUUCCAGAUUCCACCUAUGAGAUGAUUGGUGGUCUUGACAAGCAAAUCAAAGAGAUUAAGGAAGUGAUUGAGCUUCCAGUUAAACAUCCAGAGCUUUUUGAAGCUUUGGGCAUUGCUCAACCAAAGGGUGUGCUAUUGUAUGGACCCCCUGGUACUGGAAAAACUUUGCUGGCCCGGGCUGUGGCUCAUCACACUGACUGUACCUUCAUCCGUGUCUCUGGCUCUGAGCUUGUGCAGAAAUUCAUUGGAGAAGGUGCACGAAUGGUGCGUGAGCUAUUUGUCAUGGCACGGGAGCAUGCUCCUUCUAUCAUCUUCAUGGAUGAGAUAGACUCCAUUGGUUCUUCUCGCUUGGAAGGUGGAUCUGGUGGGGACAGUGAGGUUCAGCGUACAAUGUUGGAAUUGCUCAACCAGCUUGAUGGUUUUGAAGCCACUAAGAAUAUCAAGGUAAUUAUGGCAACCAAUCGCAUAGACAUCUUGGAUUCAGCCCUGCUUCGACCUGGCCGCAUUGAUAGAAAAAUUGAAUUCCCACCUCCAAAUGAAGAGGCUCGUCUAGACAUCCUGAAGAUUCACUCUCGCAAGAUGAAUCUGACAAGAGGAAUCAAUCUGCGGAAGAUUGCAGAACUAAUGCCAGGGGCUUCCGGGGCUGAGGUCAAGGGUGUGUGUACAGAGGCUGGAAUGUAUGCACUGAGAGAGAGGAGAGUACACGUAACUCAAGAAGACUUUGAAAUGGCUGUAGCAAAGGUGAUGCAAAAAGACAGUGAGAAGAACAUGUCUAUCAAGAAGCUCUGGAAAUAAUAAAAAGUUGCUGCUGUUUCAUCAAGUUAUUUCCUAUUAUGUCAUUUACUUGUUUUUCAUGUAAUAAAACAAUAUAAAUGAUCAUAAAUGGA
Messenger RNA from Crotalus tigris (Tiger rattlesnake), 1362 nucleotides. It is a transcript of the gene PSMC5, whose product is annotated as proteasome 26S subunit, ATPase 5. The coding region runs from base 50 to 1270 and encodes 406 amino acids. NCBI's taxonomy places the organism in Eukaryota, Metazoa, Chordata, Lepidosauria, Squamata, Viperidae. Gene Ontology annotation, molecular function: ATP binding; proteasome-activating activity; ATP hydrolysis activity. The transcript is spliced from 12 exons. The record is from RefSeq and is a predicted model, not a curated record. Gene Ontology annotation, biological process: proteasome-mediated ubiquitin-dependent protein catabolic process. Gene Ontology annotation, cellular component: proteasome regulatory particle, base subcomplex.